AUGCCGAAAACCGCGGACUGUCGCCAGGCCAAAUCGAGAGCAAGAACCCAUUGCGCAACAGCUCCUCAAGUCAAAAUCAUCGUGUUUCCCGGGAUCAGAAGAGCAUGUCGGAAAAGCGCUCAGAGCGGGCAGGGAUCACAACACGAGAGAGAUCAGUGCGAAGGAACCCGACCAAGGAGCCUGUCAGCGCGCCAAACCGAGCCGAGUGGGAUAAGAAUCGACCCCGGAAACCAAUCCAAACAGAUGGCGCCAAUGUGA
This is a messenger RNA of Penicillium salamii, 258 nucleotides long. Lineage: Eukaryota; Fungi; Ascomycota; Eurotiomycetes; Eurotiales; Aspergillaceae. The record is from the annotation of a GenBank genome assembly.